AUGUUUUUUGGACAAAAUAUAGGAGAUAUAUUUCUAUUAUCUAAAUUUCCAAAUUUAACAUCAAAUGAUAGUUUUGAUUCUUCUGUUGCAGCUUCAUAUCCACAAGCAGUAGAAUUUCAUUGCGGAAUUUUUAUUGACAAUCAAAGUGUAAUACAUUCUACACCACAAAAUGGUGUUGUUGAAGAAAAAUUGAUUGAUGUUAUUAAACAUAUAAAUCCCGAUAAAGUAGAUAUUUUAUCAGUGGAACAACCUAUUUUGAUGAAAGAAAAGGCAAUUAAAUGGGCAAAGAAUCAAUUAGGUUGUGGUUAUAAUCAUUUAUUUACACCUUAUAAUGAUAUUAAUGAUGAAAAAAAGCCUAUAUAUUGUUCUCAAUUAAUUAUAGAGGCAUACAAAAAUGCUAACAAUGGUUUAUUUAUUUUUGAAGAGAUUUUAAUGCGUUUCACUGAUGACAAAGGAAAAAUUCUCCAAUUUUGGGUAGAUUAUUUUGAUAAAUUUAACGCUAAAAUACCAGAUGAUAAAUUUGGUUCACAUCCUGGACAAUUUAAAAAUUCAAAAUUUACUAAAUUAAUAUUUUCUAAAUUGUUUACUUAUUCAGAAAAAAUGUUAAAAAAUUUUUUACAGAAACCUAAUAAUAUAUUUUCUACUUUAAAUUUUGUUUCAAAUUCUCUAAUAGGAAAUGUUGGUUCUAAAACUAUUCCUUUAAUUUCACCUAGAGAUGGUUCUAUUUUAAGUAAUAUAUCAUUAGCUGAUUCAGAAUUUUGUAGUAAAACUAUUUCUAUUGCUAGUAAUUCUUAUGGAGAAUGGAAGAAAUUAUCUAUGACACAAAAAUCAUCAAUUUUUUUGAAAGUUGGUAGAUUAUUAAGAGAAAAUGUUAAUUUAAUUGCUAAAAUUGAAUCUAUAGAUAAUGGAAAACCAAUUAGAGAGGCUAUCUGGGAUGUUUUGUCAGCUGCUGAUUGUGUAGAAUAUUUUGCCUCUGCUGACAUAUCAGGAAGAUAUUUUCCUUUAGAUCAAGCUAAUUGUAAAAGUGGUUUUACAAAAAGAGAACCAUUUGGUGUUGUUUGUUGUAUUGGAGCAUGGAAUUAUCCCAUUCAGACUGCUAUGUGGAAGAUUGCUCCAGCUUUAAUAUGUGGAAAUACUGUUGUUUACAAACCAAGUCCUUUGUCACCUGUUUCUCCUGUUAUUUUAGGAAUAUUAUUUGAAUAUAGUGGUUUACCAUCUGGUGUUCUUAAUAUUAUUCAAGGAGAUAGUGAGUGUGGAAAAGAGUUAUGUCUUGAUGAAAAUAUUAGUAAAGUAUCUUUUACUGGUAGUGUUUCAACUGGUCAGGCAAUUUUAGGAUAUUGUUCUAGUAAGAUGAUUAAACCUGCUACAAUGGAACUUGGGGGUAAAAGUUCAUUAAUUAUAUGUGAAGAUGCUGAUAUUGAAAGUGCUGUUUAUGGAGCAAUGAUGGCAAAUUUUUUUAGCCAAGGUCAAGUUUGUUCUAAUGCAUCUAAAGUUUUGGUACAUAAAAAUAUUUUACCUAUAUUUACAAAAUUAGUUGUUGAAGAAACUAAAAAAUUAGUCAUUGGUGAUCCAUUAUCUUCAAAAACACACAUCGGAGCAUGUAUAAGUUUAGAACAUAUGAGACGUGUCAAAAAUUAUAUUGAUAACAGUUUAAAAUUAGGAGCAACAAAAUUAUAUGGUGGUGAGAUUGUAAAACUUGAUGGUGAGUUAUCAAAUGGCUUUUAUUUAUCACCUUGUAUCUUAACAAAUGUUGACAGUAAUAUGAAAGCUUAUCAAGAAGAAAUAUUUGGUGCUGUCAUGAUGAUAAUACCAUAUGAUAAUGAUGAAAAAGCUUUACAAAUAGCUAAUGAGACAAUAUAUGGUUUAGCAGCUGGUGUUUUUACAAAUGAUCUUAAAAAGACUAACUAUUUUGUUGAUAAUCUUAUUGCUGGUAACGUUUAUAUUAAUACAUAUAAUGAUACUGUUCCACAAUUACCAUUUGGUGGAAUGAAACAAUCAGGUUAUGGAAGAGAACAAGGACAUGCAGCUAUUGAAGCUUUUUCACAAAUUAAAUCUGUUUACUUAAAUACCUCUGGAAAAAUUGACAAUCCAUUUUAA
Molecule: messenger RNA, 2097 nt
Organism: Strongyloides ratti
Lineage: Eukaryota; Metazoa; Nematoda; Chromadorea; Rhabditida; Strongyloididae
Product: Aldehyde dehydrogenase family 1 member A3
Exons: 2
Coding region: 1-2097 (698 amino acids)
Molecular function (GO): aminobutyraldehyde dehydrogenase (NAD+) activity; 4-trimethylammoniobutyraldehyde dehydrogenase (NAD+) activity
Source: RefSeq, a predicted model, not a curated record